Messenger RNA from Anolis carolinensis (green anole), 1337 nucleotides. Its product is annotated as taste receptor type 2 member 105-like. Gene Ontology annotation, molecular function: bitter taste receptor activity; G protein-coupled receptor activity. Gene Ontology annotation, cellular component: membrane. The transcript has 2 exons. The record is from RefSeq and is a predicted model, not a curated record. NCBI's taxonomy places the organism in Eukaryota, Metazoa, Chordata, Lepidosauria, Squamata, Anolidae. Gene Ontology annotation, biological process: G protein-coupled receptor signaling pathway; sensory perception of taste. Bases 1 to 669 code for a protein of 222 amino acids.
AUGCCUUCAAUCCAGAUCUUUGUCUUUUUGCUAGCUGUAGCUGACUUGGGUUUUGGUGGACUCAUCUCCAAUGGCUUUAUAGCUACAGUGACUAUCAGGGAAUGGACCAAACACAGAAGACUUGCUUCCAGUGAACAGCUCUUUCUGAGUCUGGCUCUGUCCAAUAUUUGCAGCACCAUUUUAACAAUUCUAUAUUUCUGGGUAAAGAUAUUUCCUACGGAAUUCCAAAGCAACACAACAGGAAAUGUUACAAGCUACACUCAAGUAAAGUUUAAAGACUAUCUGGGCUUUUUUCGUCUUUUAUUUUUAAUUAUUGGUUCCAGCAGUCCCCUUAUUGUGGUUUUAUUUUGCUCCAUCAUGGUUAUUGCUUCACUCUCUAGGCAUGUCUGUCGGAUGGCAAGUACCACGUCCAGUUUUAAGGAUCUCCAAACAGAAGCUCAUAUUAAAGCAGUUUGGAUAGUGCUCUUCCUUUUAUUCCUUUAUGUUUCCUAUUUUAUGGCACAUACCUGGUCUAUAGUUGUAGAAAUGGCGACUAUGGAAAUGACUUUUGCUUCAUUUGUGCUGAUAACGUAUUCCCCUGCUCAAGCUGCUGUACUGAUUUUCACUAACCCAAAACUGAGGGAGGCAUUUAAUCAGCUGCUUCAAAGAAAAAGGUCUCUUGAAGGUUGAGAUAAAUGUGCAUUUUGAAAAAUAAUGAGAUUGUUUGACAUGCUUGAUUUAAAAAAACCCCAAAAUAAUUGGCAGAGGAACUGGAACAGAUCUGGAACAGAUAUGGUAAAGGGAGAUUACACCUUUCAUAUUCCAACAGUCCUGAUUGAAACCAGCUGUUUUGCACCCAUUAUUAAUGGGGAUGGGAUGGAGAAGAGGAAAUGCAUAAAGAAGCUUCACUGCUUGUGUUUGUGUGUGUGAAUCCAAGUAGCUUAAUGACAGGAGAAAUAAAAUCUCUUCCCUCAUGCCAUGUACCUUUCUAGUUAGUUAGAACCUAACCUAUGCUGGAUAUUUAGUUCUCUUUUAAGGUAUGGCAGGGCAAACUCCAUGACAAAGAACACACUUGUUUUGGCUCACAAUCAGUCAUCCAUCUCAAAGAGAAUAUUCUUCAUGUGGCACUAACUGACACAUCCACCACCUACUGCAGAACUGAUUACUGGAUUUCUGACUCCCACUACUGACCUGAAAAUGGCAAUGUAUAAUCCAAAGAAAUGUAGUCUCUAAAUUGAUGCACAGGAGGCAAAGAAUACUGGAAAUCAGAUUGUGAUCAAACUCUAUCUGAUGGCAAUUCAUAACCUCAGGUUUUGGAUCACAGAGUUGUGACAUCUAAAAUGGCAUUGAAACAGAUA